CCGAUGUCAGUUUGUCCGUAUCAGUGUCUAUCAAGCUUUAAGUUCUCAGCCAGCUCUGAAGUAAAAAGAGAUGGUGCUCAACAUGAAGGCCAGUUUGGUCUUCUUAGUAAUGUUGGUUUACCUGGUUUCUGCUGAUCCUAUACCAGAGCCAGGACCAGAACCGCAUCAUCAUGAAGAAAAGAAGCAGGUUAUUGUUAUAAAAGAUCAAGCUGAGCAUCAUCAUCACCAUCACCACCAUCAUCAUCAUAAACAUGGUCAUGACCAUAAGCACGGGCAUGAACAUAAGCAUGAUCACAAACAUGGUCAUGAUCAUCAUCACAAGCAUGGACAUGAUCACAGUCACAAACAUGGACACGAUCAUCUCCACAAACAUGGGCAUGAUCAUCAUCACAAACACGGGCAUGAUCAUCACCAUAAACAUGGUCAUGAUCAUCAUCACAAGCAUGGACACGGACAUCACCAUAAACAUGGUCAUGAUCAUCACCACAAACACGGCCAUGAUCAUCACCACGGACAUGACCAUCAUCAUAAGCAUGGACAUGACCACAAACAUGGACAUCAUCACCUGCACAAACAUGGACACGAUCACCAUCACAAACAUGGACAUGAUCACCAUCACAAGCAUGGACACGAUCACCAUCAUAAGCAUGGACAUGACCAUCAACACAAACAUGGACAUGAUCAUCAUCACAAACAUGGCCACCAUCAUCUUCACAAGCAUGGGCAUGAUCACCAUCACAAGCAUGGACAUGACCACCAUCAUGGCCAUAGCCACCAUCACAAGCAUGGACAUCAUCACGGCCACCAUCAUGGACAUCAUCACGGCCACCAUCAUGGACAUCAUCACGGCCACCAUCAUGGUCAUGAUCACCACCACAAGCACGGACAUGAUCACCACCAUAAACACGGACAUGACCACCAUCACAAGCACGGACAUGAUCAUCACCACAAACAUGGACACGGCCACCAUCACAAGCACGGACAUGACCACGGACAUCACCAUAAACAUGGACAUCAUCACGGCCACCAUCAUGGACAUCAUCAUGGUCAUCAUCACGAAAUCAGUCACCAUCACGGUCACCAUGGUCACAGUUUGGGUGGAUCCAGUUAUGGCGGUCUUGGUGAUCAUAGUGGUUUCUUUAAUCUUGGAAGUGACUUUAAAUUGUAAAUUCAGAGAUAAAAUGACUUAUUUAACUAAAGAAAGUGG
Parasteatoda tepidariorum (common house spider) is the source of this 1207-nucleotide messenger RNA. RefSeq lists its product as uncharacterized. Lineage: Eukaryota; Metazoa; Arthropoda; Arachnida; Araneae; Theridiidae. The record is from RefSeq and is a predicted model, not a curated record.